Molecule: messenger RNA, 456 nt
Organism: Nilaparvata lugens (brown planthopper)
Lineage: Eukaryota; Metazoa; Arthropoda; Insecta; Hemiptera; Delphacidae
Product: zinc finger protein 48-like
Exons: 1
Coding region: 1-456 (151 amino acids)
Biological process (GO): regulation of transcription by RNA polymerase II
Cellular component (GO): nucleus
Molecular function (GO): RNA polymerase II transcription regulatory region sequence-specific DNA binding; DNA-binding transcription factor activity, RNA polymerase II-specific
Source: RefSeq, a predicted model, not a curated record
AUGAAGUACUCCCGUCUAUGUAAACCGUGCGGCAGGUAUUUCAAGAACGAAAUCGGCUACAACAUCCAUUACAACAAGAUGCACCUGCAGAAAAGUAGCGACGUUUUCAUCUGCGACAAAUGUUCGGCUACCUUCAGACUAAUCUCCGAACUGAACGCUCAUAUGCGCUCUCAUUCUACCGUCCAAGUGUUCACUUGUUUCCUGUGUGGCGGCUCGUUCUCGUCCGAAAAAGUGCUGAACACGCAUUUGAACACACAUUACGUCAGCAAAGUUCCCGUUGAAAUUGCACCGCAACCCAAAACCGACAAACCUAGGAUCUGUCCGAAAGACUCGAAUUUCCAAUGCAAUAUUUGCGACAAGAACUUUGGUUCGCACAAGGAUCUAGUCGAUCACAUCAGGAUUCAUUUCAGUAGAAAGAAGGUCUUGCAAUCAGGUGGCGGGGUGAAGUUGUUGUAG